AUCACAAAAUAUGCAAAAAAUAUAAUAAGCUGCGAAUGACUCUAUAAGCUUGAUAGAUAAACUUAAUAACUAGCAAGGCAUUUUUCGUUCAGCCUUAAAUCGAAUGAAGCAUAAUGCAAAAUAGCUUACCAAAAUUAUAUGUAUGUUCAAAUUUGUGAUACAAACGAUAUGCAAAUCGAAAACGUUGAAAACAUUGAGUUGCGAUUACUCGGAUAUCUAUUUGAGGGUGGAAUACCGAAUUCGGCACAAUUACAAAAAUUCAGUCCAUCCAUUUACAGUCGACAGUUACAAUCAGGCGAACCAAUUUAUGCAAUGGUAUUCAAACCGCAUAAUUACAAAAUUACCAAAAGUGCAAACUGUUAUCAAUACAUUGAAGGAAUAGAGAUGCCGCAAUUAAAGACAACAGUCAAUCCGGAUUUGGAAAGAGAACGACAAAAGUGUACAUUUGAUGUUGAAGAGUUAGCACGAUAUUGGAUUGGAGAUCAAACUAAAUUAGAAGAGAAGAGAGCUCGUGAGGAUUUCUUCUUAAACGAUCCCGAAUUGCAAGACGAAACACCGCCAGCUUAUUUAUCUCAUAAAGAAUUGUAUGAGUAUGCAAUUCGAAAAUCAACGAUAGUGUUCAAAAAGAUAAAACAAUUGCAAGAAGAAGGCAAAGAUGGUGUAGAUAAUUAUCUAGCAUUAUUGGGUGGACAAUUGGGAUCAGGCAUAAUUAAAGAGGGAAACCCAUUCGCUGUACAUUUUGCGAUGUUUGUUCCAACGAUUUUGGGUCAAGGAACUCUAGAGCAGCAGGGUGAAUGGCUUGGCCGUGCAUGGAACAUGGAAAUUGUCGGUACAUAUGCACAGACCGAACUUGGUCAUGGAACUUUCAUUAGAGGUCUUGAAACUCGGGCAACUUAUGACGAAAAAACGGAAGAAUUCGUAUUGCAUAGUCCAUCUAUAACUGCCUAUAAAUGGUGGCCGGGAGGAUUGGGACAGAGUUCAAGUUAUGCGGUGGUUGUUGCUCAACUAUACACAAAGGGUGAAUGUCAUGGUAUUCAUCCAUUUAUAGUGCAAUUACGCGACGAAGACACUUGGGCACCGAUGCCAGGAAUAAAAAUUGGAGAGAUUGGACCAAAACUUGGUUUGAAAAGUGUAAAUAAUGGAUAUUUGGGAUUUGACAACGUACGAAUACCGCGUAAAAAUAUGCUUCAAAAAAAUGCCCAGGUUAAGGCAGAUGGCACUUAUGUGAAAUCACCGUCUUCCGUUUUAACAUACGGCACAAUGAUGUUUGUACGUGUGGUUAUUUUGCGUGAUGUAUCAGGUUCACUUUCAAAAGCAGUGACAAUCGCAACACGGUAUUCGGCUGUCCGGCGACAAAGUCCAAUCGAUCCAAAUGAGGUUGAGCCACAAGUUAUCGAUCAUGUUACCCAACAAUAUAAAAUAUUCCCGAAUAUUUCCAAAGCUUUUGUGAUUAAAUUAGUUAGUGAUUAUAUUUGGGAUAUGUACAAUCAAGUUACAUCUGAACUAGAUCGUGGAGACUUGGAACGUUUGCCCGAAUUGCAUGCGUUAGCAUGUUGUUUGAAAGCAGUUUGUACCGCAGAUGGAGCAGGUGCAAUUGAACAGUUACGAUUAGCUUGUGGCGGACAUGGAUAUAUGGACUGUUCAAAUAUGCCAUCAACAUAUGGAAUGGUUACUGCUGCCUGUACAUAUGAAGGAGAAAACACCGUUUUAUUACUGCAAACAGCUCGAUACCUCAUAAAAAGCUGGGAUGGCGCUCUGCAGGGAAAGUCUUUGGUUCCAACAUUGAGUUAUCUGAGUAAAUUCAUUAAAACUCGAAAUCAGCAAAACUGGAAUUCAUCGAUUACUGGCAUUGUAGCAGCACUGCAGGCAGUAUCUGCGAAUAAACUUCGAUUGGCUUACGAGCAUUUGGAAGAGCGAAAGAAAAAAGGUUAUUCUUAUGAACAUGCAGCGAAUGCAACAUCCAUCGAAUUGGUGCAAUGUGCUGAAUCCCAUUGUCGUGCAUUCCUAGUGAGCUCUGCUUAUGAAAUGACGAAAGAUCUAGAAAAAAAACUAUCACCACAGUUAUCAAAAGUCAUUCAACAACUAAUUGAAUUGUAUGCGGUUGAUACGUGCUUGAAAUCGUUAGCAGACUUACUUCGGUUCACCGCUAUAUCUGAAUCGGAUAUUCAAAAACUAAACCAGAAGUUGGAGAUUUGUUUGGCUGACAUACGACCAAAUUGUGUGGGAAUUGUUGACGGAUUCGAUAUUCCAGACGGAAUACUCUGUUCAGCGCUGGGUGCAUAUGAUGGAAAUGUAUAUGAGCGUUUGUACGCCGAAGCACAAAAAUCCCCACUUAACAAAGCAACUGACAACAAAGCAUUCCAUUUGUAUUUAAAACCAUUUCUGAAAUCAAAUUUAUAAGCAUCAUUUUUACUAGAAAUUUCUGCAAGAACAUUGUCUUUUUCAAAAUUAUGUGAUUUUCGUCAAUAUGUUAUAUCGAAAUAACUGGGUGAAAUACUGGAAUUAUCAAAAUCUAAUAUAGUAUCAAAAAAAAUCAAGAAAGUUUUACUAUAUCUUGUGCUAUAUAUCUUUUCAAUUUAUGAUGUAUAUGAAUUUUUCGUUUCCCGUAUACAGAAACAAUUUUUUUUUUUUUAAGUUUUUAUUUCACAAAAUUAAUACUUUAUUUUUUCUGCACUUUGCAUUUAGUUAAUUAUCAACUAAAACUAUGGUCUGGCUUGCAUUCUAUAGAAGAUAGCUACUUUUGCAAAUGAAAAUUGUACAUUUAAGCAUGCACAUUUUUUUAUAUUGCUCGAAACUUACAAAAUUGGUGCUGUACUUUUAAAAAUAUCCAUAUAAAAUUGGAAAAUUGGGAAUUUUGGGAUUAUGUAAAUAAUUAUUACAUGUAUUGGUAAAUAAGCUGUAAACGUUCAAUAUUGAAUAAAGUUUUAAAAACAA
Contarinia nasturtii (swede midge) is the source of this 2934-nucleotide messenger RNA. It is a transcript of the gene ACOX1, whose product is annotated as probable peroxisomal acyl-coenzyme A oxidase 1. NCBI's taxonomy places the organism in Eukaryota, Metazoa, Arthropoda, Insecta, Diptera, Cecidomyiidae. The coding region runs from base 139 to 2400 and encodes 753 amino acids. The record is from RefSeq and is a predicted model, not a curated record. The transcript has 11 exons. Gene Ontology annotation, cellular component: peroxisome. Gene Ontology annotation, biological process: fatty acid beta-oxidation using acyl-CoA oxidase; lipid homeostasis. Gene Ontology annotation, molecular function: fatty acid binding; acyl-CoA oxidase activity; FAD binding.